AUGACCCACCAAACUCACUCCUACCACAUAGUAAACCCAAGCCCUUGACCCCUUACAGGAGCUCUCUCAGCAUUUCUUAUAGCCUCAGGUCUAACCAUAUGAUUCCAUUUCAACUCAGUAGCCCUGCUAGUCCUAAGCCUAUUAACAAACGCCCUAACAAUAUACCAAUGGUGACGAGAUAUCAUUCGAGAAAGCACUUUCCAAGGACACCACACACCAACCGUUCAAAAAGGACUUCGAUAUGGCAUAAUCUUAUUCAUCUUAUCAGAAGUUCUAUUUUUCACAGGCUUUUUCUGAGCCUUUUACCACUCAAGCCUCGCCCCUACCCCUGAACUAGGUGGUUCCUGACCACCAACAGGCAUCCAUCCUUUAAAUCCACUAGAAGUCCCGCUCCUCAAUACCUCUGUAUUAUUAGCCUCCGGCGUAUCUAUUACUUGAGCCCACCAUAGCCUCAUAGAAGGCAGUCGUAAACACACACUCCAAGCCCUUCUCAUCACAAUCAUACUCGGCCUCUAUUUCACCCUACUUCAAGCAUCAGAAUAUUACGAAGCCCCAUUCACAAUCUCAGAUGGAAUCUAUGGAUCUACAUUCUUUGUAGCCACAGGCUUCCAUGGAUUACAUGUCAUCAUCGGAUCUACUUUCCUCAUUGUCUGUUUCAUGCGUCAAUUAAUAUUCCACUUCACAUCAAACCACCACUUCGGCUUCGAAGCCGCUGCUUGAUACUGACACUUCGUAGACGUUGUAUGACUAUUCCUCUAUGUCUCCAUCUAUUGAUGAGGUUCAUA
This is a messenger RNA of Delphinapterus leucas (beluga whale), 785 nucleotides long. NCBI's taxonomy places the organism in Eukaryota, Metazoa, Chordata, Mammalia, Artiodactyla, Monodontidae. The record is from the annotation of a RefSeq genome assembly.